AUGACAUCACGACCGGCAUUCAAGCUCAGUAGCUACGGGAUGUCACAAGUACAAUGGGAUAUGCUUAAAGAAUGUACUGAAUGUCUUGAGAUAUUUGAGGAGCCGACACUUAUCCACUCGCAGAAAGGCAUUGCCUUGAUUCAUGAGGUUAUUCCACACAUGCUGCUCAUGAAACACCGUCUUAUCCGUAUACGCGACGCUAUUCACGACGCUGAAACCGAACAGCCACCCCAGCUUGUAGCUUGUGUUGCUGCUGUUGCAGCAAUUCAAGUUAUUGAUAAGUACCUUAAACUGCUGGAGGGCGCAGACAUAUAUUGGCUUGCUAUUGUGUUAUGCCCUUGGUACAAGAUGCAAUGGCUUGAAGAGCAUGGCUACCCAUCGUUCCUUAUUGAACGAGUUCGCCGGGUGCUCUUUGAUAGAUUUGCCAGCUAUAGCGUUCGGUUUGGGUCGCAACAGGAGUCCACCCGCGCGGCAGCUCCUACUCAAAUGGCGAACCUUCCACGUCGCCGUUUCAUGCACGUACCAAGCUCAAGCUCCCGUACCGAUUCCCCAUAUACAACUAUAUCGGCCCCUCUUUCAGUCUACCUUUCCUCCUCACCUGUUAGCGAAGCAGAAGUCUUGCAGGUUGGCGGACUAAUUCAAUACUGGGAUAAUGUAUCAAGAACUGUAAACGGAUCUAUUCUUGGGAGAAUGGCACUCGACAUCUUGAGUGCGCCAUCGUCCUCAGUUGACGUCGAGCGAGCAUUCUCGGGAGGGAGAAUGGCUCUUAAUUACCGCCAACAUCGCACAAGCGUGGCUACGUUUCGCGCGAAGAUGGCUGUUAGGUCGUGGUAUGGUACACCUUUGUUACCUGAAGCUCAAGACGUGUACGAAAUGAUUGAAGGAAGGGGUGCCACCGAGCCUGAGCCGCUGGACUGA
Molecule: messenger RNA, 918 nt
Organism: Rhizoctonia solani
Lineage: Eukaryota; Fungi; Basidiomycota; Agaricomycetes; Cantharellales; Ceratobasidiaceae
Product: hAT family dimerization protein
Exons: 5
Coding region: 1-918 (305 amino acids)
Molecular function (GO): protein dimerization activity
Source: RefSeq, a predicted model, not a curated record